AUGGCCGACAUCACCGAUCAACACGACCAAACCUCGCCCACCGAGCUUGACGACGGGCAUUCCGUCGGCAACGGCAACCCCAACGUCGAGGCUCGCGGCAUCAAGCGCGCCCGCCCUAGCGCGGCCGACGACGAUGACGACGACGAUGACAAGGGCGGUCGCGAGCGCCGCAAAAUCGAGAUCAAGUUCAUCAGCGACAAGUCGCGUCGCCACAUCACUUUCUCGAAGCGCAAGGCCGGCAUCAUGAAGAAGGCCUAUGAACUGUCAGUCUUGACAGGUACCCAAGUCCUUCUUCUCGUCGUGUCCGAGACUGGCCUCGUCUACACCUUCACCACCCCGAAGCUGCAACCUCUCGUCACCAAGGCGGAAGGGAAGAACUUGAUUCAGGCCUGCCUGAACGCCCCUGAGCCUCCGGCCGGCGACAACGGUGUAGACGACGCCAAUGCCGUUGACUCUCCCGAGGAGCCCACAAGCGCACAUUUGCCCCCGCAGCAGAGCCGACCCGGUAUUCCUCAGGGCCACAUGCCUCCAAGCUACAUGCCCAACGUUGGGAUGGAUCCCCAGCAAGCGCUGGCCUAUGGCUACGUGCAGCCGCAACGGGGUGGCCAAUACAUGCCGCAAUCCGGCCUUCAGCAGCAUACCGGUCACCAGUCCUGA
Dichotomopilus funicola is the source of this 657-nucleotide messenger RNA. RefSeq names its product SRF-type transcription factor (DNA-binding and dimerization domain)-domain-containing protein. Gene Ontology annotation, biological process: positive regulation of transcription by RNA polymerase II. Gene Ontology annotation, molecular function: RNA polymerase II cis-regulatory region sequence-specific DNA binding; DNA-binding transcription factor activity, RNA polymerase II-specific; protein dimerization activity. The transcript has 3 exons. The coding region runs from base 1 to 657 and encodes 218 amino acids. The record is from RefSeq and is a predicted model, not a curated record. NCBI's taxonomy places the organism in Eukaryota, Fungi, Ascomycota, Sordariomycetes, Sordariales, Chaetomiaceae.